Messenger RNA from Symbiodinium natans, 288 nucleotides. NCBI's taxonomy places the organism in Eukaryota, Dinophyceae, Suessiales, Symbiodiniaceae. The record is from the annotation of a GenBank genome assembly.
AUGCGUGCAGAAUUUGAGGUCUUGGCGAAAGCAUACCCUACGUGGGUUUUCUUGCGUGCGGACAUCGUUCAGCUUCCCGGAGUUGCCAGGCGAUGGGCGGCCACGCGCGUGCCUUGCUACAUCUUCUUCUGGAAAGGAGUGGAGGAGACUCAAUUUGCCGGUGCAUCUGGCAGGAAGCUGCGCGAAGUCCUGGAAGAUUGCUCCUUGCUUGGACCAGCCCCGGCAGCGGCCCAUGCCGAUCCGGCUGGCCGCGUCAGAGACUGGAAGAUGCCUAAAAAUGAGGCCUAG